Molecule: messenger RNA, 1107 nt
Organism: Salvia splendens (bonfire salvia)
Lineage: Eukaryota; Viridiplantae; Streptophyta; Magnoliopsida; Lamiales; Lamiaceae
Product: protein EXORDIUM-like 2
Exons: 1
Coding region: 1-900 (299 amino acids)
Source: RefSeq, a predicted model, not a curated record
AUGGCAUCAUCAAUUUACUAUCUUACCCCUCUCCUCCUCUUCUUCUUCACCUCCUGUUCCACCGCCGCCCUCGUGGAGGAGCAGCCCCCGCUGCUCAAAUACCACCACGGCCCCCUCCUCAAGGGCACCGUCACCGUCAACCUCCUCUGGUAUGGCGUUUUCACCCCUGCCCGCCGCUCCAUCAUCGUCGACUUCCUCGAAUCCCUCAACUCCACCAAACCCCCCGCCCCCUCCGUCGCCUCGUGGUGGAGGAAGACGGAGAGGUACAACGGCGUCCGCGGCUCUGUAGCUGUCGCCGCGAGGCAAAUCCUCGACGACCGCUGCUCAAUUGGGAAGUCCCUCAAGACUUCCCAAAUUGCCAGUCUGGCCGCAAAAAUCAGCAGCCAGACUGGCAACUUGAUCAGCGUCGUCCUCACAGCGGACGACGUCCGCGUGGACGGGUUCUGCAUGAACCGGUGCGGGACCCACGGGUCGUCGUCGGCCCGUCGGCCGGGCCGGUUCUUGUACGCCUGGGUGGGCGACGCCGGGGCACAAUGCCCUGGCUUCUGCGCGUGGCCGUUCCACAGGCCAGCGUACGGCCCGCAGGGGCCGCCGCUGGUGGCGCCGAACGGCGACGUGGCGGCGGACGGGAUGGUGGUUAACUUGGCGGCUGUGCUGGCCGGGGCGGUGACGAAUCCGUUCAGCGACGGGUACUAUCAGGGCGCGGCGGCGGCGCCGGUGGAGGCGGUGACGGCGUGCGCGGGGGUGUUCGGGAAGGGGGCGUACCCGGGCUACGCCGGGGAGAUUAAGACGGAUGAGGCGACGGGGGGGAGCUAUAAUGCGCAUGGGGUGAAUGGGCGGAGGUAUUUGCUUCCGGCGAUGUGGGACCCGCGGACUUCACGGUGCUCUACGGUGGUGUGAGUGUUUUGUGGAUAUGGGGUUGUACUUUGGGGUACAGGUGUUGUACAUUCUAUUUAAGUUUCGAUUUGGGGUAAUUUGUUGUCGUGUCAAGUCAGAGAAGGAGAAAUAAAUGUUUUAUGGUUAAUAAAAGGUGAGCUCAAUUUGAGGUCAGUGUAAUGAGUAUAUAUUCGAAAUAUAUAUGGUUAAUAAAUUAUGGUUUAUGGUUAA